CGGCAUGAGCGCGUGCGCGCGCACCGGAGGGUCGCCGGGGGCGGCACGCGCGGCACGCGCGAGCGCCGGUCCAUCGCCUCGGUGCAUCGUCGCCCCAUCGCGAGGGAGACGCGCGGUGCCGGGCGGUCGUCGCGCGUUGCCGGCGCGACGGCGCGCGUCGUCCGCCGAAGAUGCGUCCAUCCCGUCCCUCGCCGAGACCUCCCCGUCAUCCCCAUCCUCGCCCUCGUCGUCGACGCGCGUCCCCGGCGUUCCCGUCCCAUCGUCGCCGUUCUUCUCCCCCGUCACGCGUUCGCUCGACCUCGACGUCGACGCCCCUCACGCCGACCCGAACGCGAGGGUGUGGUACCUCCCAAACUUCCUCGACGCCGAUGCAUUUGCCGCGGUUUCAGCGGGAUGUACGAAGCUCCGCAAACGCAUGAAGAGCGACCACUCGUUUGCCACCGGGCGGCUCUCCGCGGUGGUCCCGCCGACGUCCGAGGCGUACGCCGCGUUCUGUAACGCUCGGGCGUUACGGAAGCUCCGCGACGCGUCCGGCGCGGAGGGACUCGUACUGGGCGACUACCCCGUGGAGGCGCGACUGUACCGGCCCGGGUCCUCCAUGGCGUGGCACCAGGACGUCGUCCUCUACGAGCGUCCCCAGGUGGAGCUCAUAUACACCGUGGUGAACGACAGCGACGGCCGGACGGAGUGGGUGGGGAGCGACGGUUUGGUUCGGGGUUUGGCGCCGCCGGCGAACUCGGCGUUGGUGUUCGAGGCGGGCGCGGCGUGGCACAGGGUGGCCGCUGCGAGCGAGGGGACGAGGACGAUCGUCAAGGCGCUGUACGUGGAGGACUUCGCGAAGACGGAGGCGUUCGCGGAGGUGAUGGAGGAGGCGCCGUGGAGACGGUGAGGGGGCGCGCGGCGGAGGGGAGAGGCGAGUAGCGCCGCCGAGGGCGUCGCGAGCUGACGAGUAAUACAAAGGCAACGUGUUGAGCACC
Micromonas commoda is the source of this 977-nucleotide messenger RNA. RefSeq lists its product with no specific name. The transcript has a single exon. NCBI's taxonomy places the organism in Eukaryota, Viridiplantae, Chlorophyta, Mamiellophyceae, Mamiellales, Mamiellaceae. The record is from RefSeq and is a predicted model, not a curated record. The coding region runs from base 5 to 889 and encodes 294 amino acids.